CUGCGGCGGCCUUCAAGCAGUAACGAUCAUCCUUGAGUCAUGACCGGAAAAACCCCAAGUCACGGCAGCCAGUCACAGAGUCUCGUAACGAACACUUGCAGGCAGGCUCUUGCCAAAUCGGGAUUAGACCGCCACUAGUACCAGACUCAAGUUGCUCGCCAUUUUUACGCUGGCGAACACCGACUUCCAACCUUUUCCCCACCCCCGACCCAGCCCGGACGACCCAUCACCUCAUCAUCGGCCUUGGGUUUUGGGCCCUGGAUGCAUUGGGUGCUGCGUUUCGGGCUUUGCUGUUUAGGCUUCACCCAGCGUGCUAUCCCCGUCAAUGAAUUGAUACUUUAUUCCCCCCCAUCUGAACUUUCCUCUCCUUCUUCUCCUUCCCCCCCUACACGGGUGAUCAUAGCCACCAAUCAUUGCCCAUCUAUGGCAUAUAAACCUUCCUUUCGCCCACGUGGGUAUCCCGCCCGAGCAAAACCUUGUUGGGUUCUGAUUCGAACCAAGCGAACCAAGCAAUUCCCUGAUGCAGAUCAGUAUUUACGUCGAUGUCUGGAUUCGUGGCCUCAGGCCCCCUGUCUUCUUAGGGCCUUUUGGGGAAGGGGAGAAGCCACGCGAACGAUACAUCAAUCCCUAUCCUCGAGUCUACAGUUGGAGGAGUCAACUUUUCCAGUGUGACAAACGGAACUAUUUACAAUGCUGCAUAUGAUUAAAGUCUAUCGACCAGUCCCAAUUCGGUCGGACCAGGUAGCCAGCCAUCCAGAGCUGCCAGUAGCAGCGAAACCCCU
Messenger RNA from Aspergillus neoniger CBS 115656, 782 nucleotides. RefSeq lists its product as uncharacterized. Bases 262 to 672 code for a protein of 136 amino acids. The transcript has 2 exons. Lineage: Eukaryota; Fungi; Ascomycota; Eurotiomycetes; Eurotiales; Aspergillaceae. The record is from RefSeq and is a predicted model, not a curated record.